Molecule: messenger RNA, 1324 nt
Organism: Aspergillus glaucus CBS 516.65
Lineage: Eukaryota; Fungi; Ascomycota; Eurotiomycetes; Eurotiales; Aspergillaceae
Exons: 2
Coding region: 192-1271 (359 amino acids)
Source: RefSeq, a predicted model, not a curated record
UGUGUAUUCGGAGGUGGUAGGCUAACAGGCCUAAAUAGCCUCUUGGACCGAAGCGAGGGCGGACCCAGCGACACGUGACCCGCCGGGUACUAACAGAACGAGGUCGUGCCACCUGUAUACUCAUCUUUUUUGACUCCCUCGACCUCAUAUUUUCUUUCCACAAUCCGACUCACCUGAUUCACACGGCAAAGAUGGCUUCAGAGAGUAUUUCUGUCCCUCGCAACAAGCGUUGGUCCGCUGUCUCGGCCUCCGCCAAUGCCGACAUGGCAUAUCAAAAGUUCCUGAAGGAAACUCCAGAUGCAUAUGAGUAUGUGUGCGUCUGCAAACAACCGGGUGGUGAAGACGACGAGGAAGAGGAGAGUGAAAACGGGAAAAACCAACCGAUCGAGUGUGACGGAGGCCAAACCUGUCUGUGUCGCAAGCCGGCUGCCGAUCAUCCUGAUCAUCCGUGGACGCUUACCAAGGCUGCCAUGGAUAAAUUGACCACGUACCGCAUCAUGGUGGAUCUGCGUGAUCCGGAUUUAUUUUCUAUGUACACUUUCAACGACCAUUCCGGUUACGGCGCGAUCGAAAUGGCGCAGAAUCUGCUGCUUGAUUUCCAGGAAGCCUCGGGCAAUUGGCAAGAGCAGUGGGUGGUGUGUGAAACGCUCGCGUUGUUGCUUGUUGGCGACUGGCUUGCACCCAUGAAUAUGGUCGACAAUGGGGAUCUUGCCCAAGAGACAGUGAUUCUGCUUGAACAUAUGUUCCUCACCAUGCUCGCUGAGCUCGAGAAGCAGGACUCUCUGGGCGCCAACUCUAAUGUUCGUAAUCUCGGUUUGAUAAUGGGAUUUUAUGCCAGUAAAGCCAGUGAGGUGCACUCCGCCGGCUAUGUCAACACGGACACCGACUCAGAGGCGAAGACGUAUCGAGGACAGAAUUUUGUGCCCUAUCUGCUCGGAUAUACCCGCAAACAUAACAUCGCCAUGCACGGGCCGUCCGAUAUUGAUAAGAUCAUUGCCGAGGGUGAGGAGGAGGCAGAAGAGAACGACGUCAAACUUCCAACUGCCAAGAAAGACCCCUGGAAAUGGGCGACGGCUUUCAGGGCAUACGAGCGUAAGAACCAGGCCGCUUCCCAUGGUAGGCGCCGCAAGACAAAGAUUGGUGGUGACUCCCUGGACAUUACCACCUUUUCCAGUCAGGAGCGCAAAGCAGCGAGUUUCACCAAGAAAGAUCCAUUGACUGCAGACAUGAUCAAGGCGAUCAAAGAAGGGUUGGUUCUUCAACUUGCAUAAGUGAUGGAGACUAUAUUCCCUUCUUCUCAUUUCUCAGGAAUGGUGGUGGGAUA